Molecule: messenger RNA, 996 nt
Organism: Hemisphaericaspora subhashii
Lineage: Eukaryota; Fungi; Ascomycota; Pichiomycetes; Serinales; Debaryomycetaceae
Gene: CTA26
Product: Cta26p
Exons: 1
Source: RefSeq, a predicted model, not a curated record
GCCAAUCUUCAAACUAAACUUGACAAUUCAUUAUUGGACAUUCUUAAAACAUCAGGAAUAAUCUUUGAAAUAUUAAAUAAUAAUAAAUCACAAUCAAAUUUAUUAACCGGACCCAAUAAUCAAUUAAUAACUCCAACUAUUACUAAUCAGCUACAGCUGCAAAUAUCCAAAUUUGAUGAGAUUUUAGAUGAGACAUUACUGAAGUUUAAUGAUGCUAAAUGGUGUAUUGAGCAAAUGCUUGAGAAUAAGCAGCGACAAGAAGAACUUAAACUCAAAGAGGAAAUGGAAAAACAAAGACGGUUGAAGGAAGAAGAGGAAAGAAAGAUAAAAGAAGAGCAAGAGAGGAUAUUGAGGGAACAAGAAGAAAAGAGAAAGAAGGAAGAAGAAGAAGCUAAAGCGAAAGCUGCCGCGGCUGCUGCUGCUAAGGCAAAAGCAGAAGAAGAAGUUAGACUUAAACGAGAGCAAGCUGAGAGAGAACAGGAACAAGAGAGACAACGACAACAGAAACAAAGGGAAAAUGAAGAACAGAAGAGACAACAAGAAUUACAAAAGCAACAAGAAGAACAAAGAAAACAGCAAGAAGCAGCUGCCCAACAACAACAGCAACAGCAGCAAAAGCAACAGUCCUUCAGUGGAUUUGAUGAGUUCAUAUCUCCAGGAUUUGAUUUGGGUGAAUUACUGAAUACAAAUCAAAAUCCAUCAGAUAUACUAUCUUCUAUGAAUUUUAAUGAUUUGAAUUUAGACAUGCCUACAGGGGCUGGAAGUGGUAAUGAUAACAACGAUGAAGCUAAUGCAUUAGUUGGUGGAUUAGAAAAUAAUGGGGAUGAUAUGGAUUUAGAUAUGAAUAAUUUAUUAGGUACUGAUGAACUGAUCUUAGAUGGAUUGAAUAUGAGUUUAUUAGAUUCAGGAAUGGAUGGUACUAAUAAUGCGCCAAUGCCAAAUGAUGAUGAGUUUGAUGUUGAUAAUUUCUUGAAUCAAUUUGGAGGUAAUGAUUAA